UCGAGUCCCAAUUUCUUUUUUCCCAAGCUCCCAAAUUUCUUUCCAUUUGGGCUUUUUCUCCUCCUUUCAAUAUCUGUCGGAAUACCCCACUGAUUCCCGGGAAUCUAGGUUUCCGGCGAAGGAUUGGAGAUGGGUUCUCCCGAACAGUCUAACUGGUUCCUGGACUGCCCUCUGAUCGACGACAUGCCGGUCCCCGGAACCGAUUUCGCGGCGCCUACCGGCGGGUUCAACUGGAAUCCUCAGGGUUUCAAUCCUUAUCCCGAUGUCAGCGGGGAAAUUCAUGGCUCUAUUGCGAAUUUUGAUGGCCACAAGGAACCAGGCUCUCAAAAACGUAUGAGGUCAGAGUCCUGUAGUGGACCUUCCUCCAAAGCUUGUAGAGAGAAAAUGAGAAGAGAUAGAUUGAAUGAAAGGUUCCUAGAGCUGAGCUCCAUACUGGAUCCUGGAAAACCACCAAAAAUGGACAAAGCAACUAUCCUGAGUGAUGCUGUGCACAUGGUGACUCAAUUGCGUACUGAAGCACAAAAGCUCAAACAGUCAAAUGACAGUCUCGAAGAAAAGAUAAAGGAGUUGAAGGCUGAGAAGAGUGAGCUUCGUGAUGAGAAGCAGAGGCUAAAGGUGGAGAAAGAGAGUCUGGAGCAGCAAUUAAAACUUUUGAACUCACGACCAAGCUAUGUACCUCCACCUCCUGUAAUCCCGACUGCCUUCGCUGCGCAGGGGCAAGCUGCAGGACAGAAGCUGAUGAUGCCUGUCAUUGGUUACCCUGGAUUUCCCAUGUGGCAAUUCAUGCCACCUACUGAUGUUGAUACAUCAAAGGAUACUGAAACAUGCCCACCUGUUGCUUAAGCAUCUGGGCCAUCGAGCUGAAGUCUGCCCAGUUUUAGCUUAUGCCAGGAAUUGUCUGAUUUUCUCAUUAGAUUCAGAUAGCACCUCUAAUUCUUUGUUUCGGCUAAAAUUUGGUUGCAAGACCAUCACUGGAUGUUAAUAGAGAUAUUUUAGUGAGGACCACCUCUUUAACUGUCACUUUGAAAUAAUCCAUCCACCUCGUUCCGUAAAUGCCAUAAUCAUGGGGAUAAUUCAUUCCCAUUUUCUAUCA
Messenger RNA from Elaeis guineensis (African oil palm), 1093 nucleotides. Its product is annotated as transcription factor ILR3. Gene Ontology annotation, molecular function: DNA-binding transcription factor activity; protein dimerization activity. The record is from RefSeq and is a predicted model, not a curated record. Gene Ontology annotation, biological process: regulation of DNA-templated transcription; intracellular iron ion homeostasis. NCBI's taxonomy places the organism in Eukaryota, Viridiplantae, Streptophyta, Magnoliopsida, Arecales, Arecaceae.